Camelina sativa (false flax) is the source of this 372-nucleotide messenger RNA. NCBI's taxonomy places the organism in Eukaryota, Viridiplantae, Streptophyta, Magnoliopsida, Brassicales, Brassicaceae. The record is from RefSeq and is a predicted model, not a curated record.
AUGACCACCAGAUCAAAAUCUGGCAUAGCUAAACCAAAACUUGUUCUGUCCCUUAACAUCACCACCAAAUCACCACUUCCAAAAGGUCACAACCAUGCCCUACAAGACCCUAAAUGGAAUCCUGCUAUGACUGAUGAAUCUGGUGCCAUGAUUAAGACUAAAAGUUGGAAUUUGGUUCCUCGGCCCCCUAAAGUCAAUAUCGUUCACUCAAUGUGGCUUUUCAAACACAAAUAUGAUGCCAAUGGAGCUCUAAUGCGCCACAAAGAAAGACUUGUAGCGAAUGGGAAAUCGCAGGAACAAGGGGUUGAUUACGACGAGACUUUCAGUCCGGUUGUAAAACCUGCUACAAUAAGAGCCGUUUUGGAUGUUUGA